AACGCGUAGCGAGCAAACAGAAAAAAGUUGUGCUCGUGUGAGGUGGGUGUGCGCGUACUUUGCUCGCGGUUUUCUUGCAACAAUUUUCACAUUUAGCUAGAUUUUUGCACUGCCAUAGCUAAACAUUGUAGUGGACACCCAAAACGGAAGCAAUCCCCGUUCAGGGAAAAAGGUGAAAAGUAGUUUCUAAGGUGUGGCGUACCUGCUGUUCUUCCAUUCGGAUGGUUUCAUGCAAAUGGCGGAGCUCUACUGUACGCCUGUACCUUUGUGUAGGGUGAAGAAAAUCUAACGUCCAGCUGGUGUGCGUGUGUGUGCAUUGCGUUUGGAAAACAGGAAAUUUCUAUCAUUUCGGAAGAGCAAUCAAUCGAAAUAAAUAGUUUCGAGUGUAAAAUAGUACAGGGAACGCGGCUCAAUCACGGCGCCUACCUAUCCCUCGAUAUCGAUUGAGAGAAAUCAAUGUCGCUUUCGUUAUCGUCGUCGUCACGGUAAAAAAGAAGGAAGAGAAGUGCAACCGAGAUAAAGAAAACCCUCUUCGAAACGGAAAACGGGAAAGCGCAUCGCAUAUUUGAAGGGUUUCAUAAAGUGAUUGUGUGUCCUUCCUAUCUUACUAUCUAUUUGUUUUACAGUCUGUCAUUGUAUGUAUGUGCGUCGUGUACUGUUUGUGGUGUAAAGUGUUAAGAAACAAAGUUUACUAAACAUCUGAGCAAGGGGCAGCGCACGUCCGCGUGUGGUGUGUGGUUGGUUAUUCGACUGUACCAGAGGCACCGUUCCUCACCGGGUCGAAGUUGGAAAAAAAUCGGUGGGCACAAUCACCACGGGUUACUUCGAUAGAAAGUGGCAAUAGAUGCAAUCGUGCGGAAAGAAAUGAAAAUGAAUAGCGACAGUACGCGAGCAGGGGCGGCAGCGCGAGCUAAAGCGGUCUCCUGCCGAAGGCGAUCCGUCGCAUUUUGGUUCUUUGUUCCUGUGUUUGUCCUUGGGUGCUUACUGAUUGAUCAGACUCAAUCUCAAACGAUCGGUGGAGAUGAAGCCGGUGGUCAGUGUGUGUGGUAUGGUAUCUGCAAUGUCGACUCACUCAAUCGAGCCCAGUACUGUCCGUACAAUGGGACGGCGAAACCGAUCGACACGAAGGCAAAGGAUCUGCUGAAGAUGUGGUGUAAACAUCUGCUGGUCGAAGAUGUGACGGGCAACAUCAACACGUGCUGCGAUGCGGCACAGGUGGAAGUGCUUAACAAAAAUGUAGCCCUUGCGGCCAAUUUUCUUGCACGUUGCCCAUCCUGUAUGGCUAAUCUGGUGCGGCACAUGUGCGAUUUCACCUGCAGUCCACAGCAGUCCAGCUUCAUGAAGGUGGUAUCGACGGAAGAGGUCGAUCCGUCGGAAGAGAAUGAAAAAUCCGACCAACCAGGCACAACGACGGCACCGACAUCGAAAGAAUAUAUCACCAAAAUCGAUAUCCACAUUACGCAACAGUACCUGAACGGAACGUUCGAGUCGUGCAAUCAGGUUUCGGUUCCAUCAACCGGACAGCUCGCGCUAGAUCUGAUGUGUGGUGACUGGGGUGCAUCCCGUUGCAGUGCCAAGAAGUGGUUCUACUACAUGGGCGACGCCGAGAACAAUCUGUACGUUCCGUUCCAGAUCGAUUACGUUGCGCACAGUUCGCCCAAUGAAACCAUCGACGGCUAUUUGCCGUGGAAUCCUCGCAUCGUUCCAUGCAAUGAAAAGCUGGAUGCAAACACACCGGCAUGUUCGUGUGUCGACUGUGAAGCAUCCUGUCCAAAGCCGCCACCGCCUCCCGGUCCACCUCAACCAUUCGUCAUUUAUGGCAUGGAUGGGUAUGCGGUCGUCAUGUUCGUGGUGUUUGUCGUAUGUAGCGGCCUAUUUUUGAUUGGUGCCUGUUUCUGCCAUUCGAGCAGCGGCGGUACCGGCGGUGGAAGCGGCAGUGGAGCAAAACUGUUGGUAAAUAGUGGUGACGCGCUGCCAUCGGACCUGCGGUCCUCGGUGGGCCGUAGGUUAGCCGGUGGUCUCUCCUCUAACAGUGGCGAUCUGGGCACGGACCGGGAAGACUCACCCCUACAGUCGAAACGAUCGAGUGCUACUUGGGACGGUGAACAGGAACUUCGGCCCCAUCCGUCCGGCGUAGGAGCCGAAGAAGAUGACGAUGAGUCAGGUUAUUUCGAGCGGCUCGGAGCCAAAACAGAAACCGCUUUGGAGCACUUCUUCACUGCUUGGGGUACAACCUGUGCCAAACACCCUUGGCUGGUGCUGCUUGGAGGUCUUAUCUUCAUUGUUGCAAUGGGUAUGGGCAUUAACUUCCUGCGCGUAACGACAAAUCCAGUGGAACUAUGGGCUUCGCCACAUUCGCGUUCCCGCGUCGAGCGGGAGUACUUCGAUUCCAACUUUGAACCAUUCUACCGUCUCGAGCAAAUCAUCAUAAAGGCGGAAAAUCUUAGCAACGUGAUGCACAACACCUCCAACGGUGUGAUUCAGUUCGGACCUGUAUUUAACCGACAAUUUCUGCUCGACGUGUUUGAUCUGCAGGAGCAAAUCAAGAAAAUUCAGACCGUGCGUGACGAUGGUAGCAAUGAGACGGUCGGAUUAAAAGACAUUUGCUUUGCACCGCUUAGUUCGAGUAAUGGACCAACGGGUACGGAAGAAUGCGUAGUCCAAUCGUUGUGGGGGUACUUCUCGGACGACAUGGAUAACUUCAAUGACGAGGAAGAGGACGCACAGGGAUUUGUGAUCAAUUAUCUGGACAAGCUUAUACAGUGCUUUGGAAACUAUUACAAUCCACUGUGCCUGGCACCUUACGGUGGGCCCAUCGAUCCGGCCAUCGCACUCGGUGGUAUCCCGCAACCAAAGACGGCGGAAGAGAAACCUAGCUACACCGAAGCGAACGCUGUCAUCUUGACGUUCUUGGUGCGUAACUACCACGACAAGAACAAGCUCCAGUCGGCGCUGGCAUGGGAAACGGAGUACGUAGCAUUCAUGAAAAACUGGACACGCGAGAACAUGAGCAUCGCUUUCACAUCCGAGCGUUCCAUCGAAGAUGAAUUGGCACGCGAAUCACAGUCCGAUGUGUCCACGAUUUUGGUCUCGUACAUCAUUAUGUUCGCCUACAUUGCCAUUUCCCUCGGGCACGUAAACCAACUGAAACGAGCCUUGAUCGAUUCGAAGGUGACGCUUGGUUUGGGAGGCGUUGCGAUCGUACUGGCCUCGGUAGUUGCAUCGGUCGGUAUUUUCGGAUACAUUGGCGUACCGGCUACACUGAUCAUAGUGGAAGUGAUACCAUUUUUGGUACUGGCUGUCGGUGUCGACAAUAUCUUCAUUCUGGUACAAACGCACCAACGCGAUACGAAGAAACCGACGGAAACACAUGCUGAACACAUUGGACGCAUUCUGGGACGCGUUGGACCAUCGAUCCUGCUGACGUCGGUCAGCGAGAGCUGCUGCUUCUUCCUUGGCGGGCUAUCCGACAUGCCAGCCGUGCGAGCAUUCGCUCUGUAUGCCGGUAUGGCGUUGCUGAUCGAUUUUUUCCUACAGAUUACAUGUUUCGUGAGCCUCCUGGCCCUUGAUACGAUCCGCCAGACGGACAACCGGCUGGAUGUGCUAUGUUUCUUGCGCGGCUCCAAAAAGGAUAUGCCGGGCACCAUCGGUGAGGGAUUGCUGUACAAAUUCUUCAAAAGUAUCUACGUUCCGUUUGUGAUGCGCAAACCGGUCCGGGUGGCUGUGAUGAUCGUAUUCUUCGGAUGGCUUUGCUCGAGCAUUGCUGUCGCACCACACAUUGAUAUUGGGUUGGACCAGGAACUCUCGAUGCCGGGCGAUAGCUUCGUGCUGAAAUAUUUCCGUUAUCUGCAGCAGUACUUGAGCAUCGGCCCGCCGGUAUACUUUGUGGUGAAGAAUGGAUUGAACUAUUCGACCAUGCACGAUCAGAACUUGAUUUGUGGCGGACAGUACUGUAAUCUCGACAGCCUUUCAACGCAGGUAUAUAUUGCUAGCAAACAGCCACAGUCAACCUAUCUGGCACGGCCGGCCUCUUCCUGGUUGGAUGAUUACAUCGAUUGGUCAGCAGCACCGGGUUGCUGCAAGCAAUGGACCAACGGAAGCUUUUGUCCACAUCAAAAGAGUGCCUGUGGAGCGUGUAACAUUUCACUGACGCCUCAAAAGCGACCGGUGGAGGACAGUUUCCGGCAAUACGUUUCCUUCUUCCUGGAGGAUAACCCAGAUGAAGCGUGUGCCAAAGCGGGUCAUGCUGCGUACGGCAGUGGCGUAAAGUAUCGACCGGAUGCAUUAGUACCACAGUAUAACGAUGUUGGUGCGACCUACUUCAUGGCGUAUCACACGAUCCUGAAAUCGUCGUCCGACUACUACGAAGCGUUACGUUCGGCACGUAAAAUUUCGGCAAACAUUACCAGCACGAUACAAGCGAACCUUCGGCUGCAAGGGCGCAGUGAAGCUGACAUUCAACAGAUCGAGGUGUUCCCGUACUCGGUGUUUUACGUGUUUUACGAACAGUACCUAACGAUGUGGCCCGAUACGCUCAAGAGCAUGGGCAUCUCGGUGCUAGCCAUCUUUAUCGUGACGUUCCUGCUGAUGGGCUUCGACAUCCAUUCGUCCCUUGUGGUAGUGAUCACGAUUACGAUGAUCGUAAUCAAUAUCGGUGGUCUGAUGUACCACUGGAACAUCUCGCUCAAUGCCGUAUCGCUCGUGAAUCUCGUAAUGGCGGUCGGAAUCAGUGUUGAGUUUUGCUCACAUCUGGUGCACAGUUUCUCCAUGUCGGUGGAAGAAACGCGCGAAAAGCGGGCAGCCGAUGCGCUCACUAAAAUGGGCAGCUCGGUGUUUUCCGGCAUUACGCUGACAAAGUUCGGCGGUAUAUUGGUGCUCGGUUUCGCCCACAGUCAAAUCUUCCAGGUGUUUUACUUCCGUAUGUACCUGGGCAUUGUACUGUACGGUGCCGCUCACGGACUCGUGUUCCUGCCGGUGCUUCUUAGCUAUAUCGGCGUGAUGCACCGCCGAAGACGCUCCAACAACGAUGUUUCCAACGGCACACACCACCCCAGUGCUGAUGAGAUCGAUGAGGAGCCGAAUAUGGAACAGGAUGCAGCGUACUAUGACGACCGACAAUCUCCCGACUACAACGGCUACCACCACAACGACGACGACGGCGAACAGGCAAACUUUCAGCGAUCGGAGCAAUCGAAUUUUCCUGCGCUUCACCAGGAGCAAGAAACCCAAAGAGGAAGAGGACACCGGCCAACAGGAGCAUCUAGCGGACCCGGCUACUCCGGAGCACGGCAACAAUCUCGACACCGGAUGCAAUCCCAGCAACAGCAGCAACCUACCAAUCAGCACCGCACCACCCUUGAGGUCCACGCCCAGCACGAUAUUCCUCCGGGUGAGGAUACGGAGGAGCUUACCGAACCUCUUCUGCAACAAGCAUCCUCCAGCAUGCAGUGCGCCCCGCACGGAUCUUUAAAAGACGACUUCAAGCAUCAUGCGGACGCAGCACCGGCAGUAACGAUGGAGGAACACAUUUCAUCGAAACCACCUAUCAAUACAUCAGCGGCACUAACAUCGAAGCUGUCCCCAUCGUCAUCCAUCUCAUCCUCCUCGUUGUCUUCGAAAACUUCCAAAACAUCCAAAACGUCCAACAGGCAUCGAUUGCGCAAGAGCAGAUCGAAGGAUGCACAAACGGAAAUAGAACACCCGAAGGCACCGUUAGUAGUGGCGGAAGAUUCGGAAGAUUUAGACGGGGAGGAGGAAGAGGAAGAGAUAGAGUACAGCGGGCGCGAGAAAUUAAAAGAAACAUCAAACAACAACAACAACAACCACAACAAUGAUGCCAUCUUUGAUAAUGAAGUCGAUGCGUACCGGGGUGAAGAUCGAAGGACACUUAAGUCCUCCGCGUCGUCAUCCCGUACGACGAUUGUUCCACGGGCACGAUAAGGAAGCGAGGCACGUUUGUGGUGAAACAAAGUGCGAUGACAAAUCAUUGCCGUAGGAAGCGAAAAGAAGGAUUACGAAAACAAAAAUGGGGAUCUUUUCUAUAUCAAACUUGUUGAAAAUGUGUGUGUUAUGGAAAGUGCUGAAAAACUUUGUCUAUCACAAAGCGAAAGAUUAGUGAGGUGCGGAUAAAGUAAAUAUUAUACACAUAAGUACGGCCAUACAUGACGGUAGGAAAACAAAAUAUUUACCUUCGUAUCUCUCGUUCUGCGAAGUAAAUGACGAUUGAAGAUAAGAUGAAGAAUACUAUCCUAGUGGUAUCGUUUUACACGCGCCCGACCUUAUAUAUUGUCCGUACCCAACUCUGUGAGAUAUGGGGGAUUGCAUAAUAUGAAAUGCGAGGAGAAGAAUUACAUUGCAGACCAAAAACUUCCCACGCCAGAAAGGUCAUUCUGAAUCAAAUUCAUUUACCAGAUUACAAAAGAAAAACAAAAGUUGGUGCUCUGCCAUUCGUGACGUUUCUAAUAGUAACUAUACAACAACAAUAGAUAUUUUUCUACAUUUGUGCAAUAGCCAACAACGAAAGAUGGACACGCAGCAGCGAAACAAGGAUGAAAAAAAGAUAGGAUAUCAUGAAUCACCUAAUGAAAAGCAGAAGGAACAGAAGAAACUGAAAGAAGCGACAUGCACAGUUUGUAUACAUGUGUGUGUCAAGAUGAAUAUUCCUAUAUGCAACUCUGCUAUAUCUUCUUGUCGUAGGAUACAGUCGCAUAAAAGUUAAUUACAGUUUGUUCUUGAGAGGAUGCGAACUCCACAGUACAGUAAAUGAACGUAAUCUGCCGUACACUUACAGAUCGCUAUAGUGUGCGAAACGAAACCGAGAGAUGUGAAGUGGUGCGAAGUUUUAAUGUUGUUCGUACUGCCGAAAAGUAUAUAAAAUGUGCCGGGAAAUGAAAAGAAUAGCUAAAUGGCGAAAGAAGGGAUUUGUUGGUUGUUAUCGAAGUGUAAAAUGCGGCUAAUAUUUUAGAGCUGUUGGUUGUUUAUGUGCUUGGUGGAAAGGCUGGAUAAAAAAAGGAAGCAUGCUAGAAAAUGAAAAAGGUGGACAGUGGUUAAAGCACUUACGAAGAAGAAAUGAAUAAGACAGUUGUAUAGUAAUCGAAGAUGAUAGAUAACUUAUGUAUAGAAAGGUUGGUGAUGUGUGCUGGUGUAAAAGCCCAAGAGAAUGUGAAAAAUUAGUGCUAGAAACAAACAAACAAAAAGAGUUUGCGUGUGUGUAUGUGAAAAUGAAGAAAGGAAAAAUAUCAACUAGUGCGAUUUGAUAUACACACACACGUGAGCCACACUCAUAUGGCGAUAAAGAAACUAUGCAAAAAUAGGAAAUUGAUGUCUAAAAAUGGAUCGUACCGAGAGCGGAUAAAAGAAACUUAACCUUCAACGGAGAGAAGCAUGUACAAAACAAGCAGGUAACUAAGUAACGCAAUUAUCGCAAUGUAUUAUAGAAGCAAGAAGUGUUCGCCGAUGGUGAAACAGGUCGUGUGGGGGAAAAUGUUUGUGUACGUUUGGUUAAAACAUAGGAAACAGUUUACUACGAGGGCUUACGAAUUCUGAAACACAAUCUAAAUGAAUGAUUUUCCUAUUUCGCUACUGUUGCAGUUGUGUACAGUUGUUUCAGACGUUUUAUUUUGCUUGUCGGUGUGAUUUUAGAGCAAUCCGUUUGUGGAGGUGUUGUUUGUGGUGGCUGAUUAUAACCGUGGAAAAAAUACCAUAAACGACUGUAACUGUGAUUCAUUUGUCCGUUACGAUUAUCAACAAUUUCGCACCUGCUGGCAUUAGAUUGACGGUGUUCAAAUUGUUUCGCUUUUUUAUUAUAAAGUCCAUAUGCUAUUACACUUGUCCGGACGAAAAAUAGAAGGGUCUUUACGUCACACCGGUUAGGUUAAUAGUAUUGUUCGUUGACAUACUAUGCGUUCCUACUAUCAAAUCAUACUAAAAGCGAUGUUGAUGUGCUCGAACAUCGCUUUGCACUAAUUCAAGUAUAGACAACUCAUUUUCGGUGCCUUGCAUUCGAUGAACUGUAGGUAUAUUUGUGAAGGGGAAACAAACUAAGAUUGUACGACGGAUAAAUGGGAAUGAUAGGGAUUUCGGUAACCAUCCACACACAAACACACACAAAAGAAAACAGAUCGUUUCGUUAGGCAUUCUGUUCUGUUCUGGAGCCCCUUAAGAGCUUCUUGUGAUUCCAUAUUUUACUGAAAAGUAUUCUCUAGGCAGGAGUUAGCACAACAGCUGGCAGCACUGAUCAAAAGCUUUUGCUUCUCCUUCUAAACGAUGUUUAAGAUUACGAUCCAUCCUUACUAUUUUAUUGUUACUUGAAAAGUUACUGAAUACCUUACAAACACACACACACCCAUAACGCCUUUGGCUCGUAUGCAUGCUUGAGGACAGAAAAGGGUGUUCAUUUCAGAACUUGCGGCACGUUAGGGUUAAAUUGAUUCGCUCAUUCCGUUCUUGAAUUCUAUGCAGCAUAUGGUUGGUUAAUGGCGCUUAAGAAAAUGAGCCCGAAGCUGAUCCAAACAUACAGGGCUCCAAUAUGUCUCUAAUGAUGUUCAAUAUUAGUGUAAUUUUAGUUACUGCCCCCCGUAAUGGUGAACAUAGCGCUAACUAUAACCAUCGUACGUUUAGUUGUCAUGCAUGCAGUUCGUUUCUGUUUAAACUAUGUAUUUUAGUUUCCUCUGCCGUUUCAACCGUUUUUUUUCGCAGCCAACACUCUGUUGUUAGUUAGAUUUCCGCAGUAUAAAGAGAAUGGUAUGGCAGUGUAAAGAACGCGGAGAAAGGCGAAGCGCUGAGCAAAAUAUAUUGUAUAGGAAUGUCGAGGUGUGCGACAUGUGAAGGAUGAAAAUGUAAUAUAGUUAGGCAAGCUUUGAAGGGUUGUUGAGAACGAAGAAAGCAAAACAUUAAUCAAAUAUUCAUACCGUUUAUGAUUUAUUACAGUGAUUAUAUACACUAAUCCGGCCAUAAGUGAAUAAGCUUACACGAUUAGUGAAUUUCUGUUUUGGAAAAUCAUGUGGAUAAUAAAUUAUACAGUAUAUUCGUAAUUACGUUAGAUACUUUUGGCCAACGUUACGCAUAGGUGCAGGGUAAACCAAAGCUUUCCUUAAGUUGCCCCCAGUUUGUGUUGAUUGCACCGAACAGGUUUAGGAACAAAAUAGAAAAAAAUAAUCACAUAUUCGUUUUUAGUAAAAUGCUGAAUCUGGCGUUUCUUUAAUGCAAUGAUUUUGUUUUGUUGUUACACACUUCGCAAGAAAUUGUGUACAACAUGUCUAAACAUUCUAAAGAAAACAAACAGGGGAUAAUAAUGUGUGAAACAUGUGAGAUAAGGGAAAAUGAUGACGAAUGUAAUUAAGGAGUAUAAACAAAUAAAGGUAAAAAAUGUGA
Messenger RNA from Anopheles funestus (African malaria mosquito), 9372 nucleotides. It is a transcript of the gene Npc1a, whose product is annotated as NPC intracellular cholesterol transporter 1. Gene Ontology annotation, cellular component: membrane. Bases 865 to 5940 code for a protein of 1691 amino acids. The record is from RefSeq and is a predicted model, not a curated record. The transcript is spliced from 9 exons. Gene Ontology annotation, molecular function: lipid carrier activity. Lineage: Eukaryota; Metazoa; Arthropoda; Insecta; Diptera; Culicidae.